This is a messenger RNA of Astrephomene gubernaculifera, 300 nucleotides long. The record is from the annotation of a GenBank genome assembly. NCBI's taxonomy places the organism in Eukaryota, Viridiplantae, Chlorophyta, Chlorophyceae, Chlamydomonadales, Astrephomenaceae.
GAACAGAGGAAGCGGGAGGUGCUGCGGCGGUGGCAGGCGGACGAGAUCCCCGUGGUAGUGGCCACCAUUGCGUUCGGCAUGGGCAUCGACAAGGCCGGUGUCCGGCUGGUUGUCCAUCUGAACCUGCCCCGCUCGCUGGAGGGGUUCUACCAGGAGGCGGGGCGGGCGGGGCGGGACGGCAGGCCGGCGGAGAGCGUGCUGUUCUACAGCCUGGAGGCCCGCACUCGCAUGGACUUCAUCCUUAGGAAGGACCAAGAGAAGAAGGAGGCUGACAAGAAGAACAAGAAGGGCAAGGAGGGC